Molecule: messenger RNA, 15518 nt
Organism: Paramuricea clavata
Lineage: Eukaryota; Metazoa; Cnidaria; Anthozoa; Malacalcyonacea; Plexauridae
Source: the annotation of a GenBank genome assembly
AUGAAACUGCAUGACGCAUCAGCAGUAUGGCUGUCUGGUUGGACUGCCAUUUCUAAGUUCAGUCAGCAAUAUAUGGCAACGUCAAACUUUCAAGAAGCGGGUUCCGAAGAGUCAUCGUUGGUUUUUUAUUUGGAUGUGAUUUCAAAGGACGAUGUUGAAUUAGACAUAGCUAUAGUUGGUGAAAACGGAAGUGGUAGAUCAUGUUUUGUCAACGCUAUAAGAGGGUACAGUAAACAAUCUGUUUCUUUGCUUCAACACUAACUUUAAUAAUUGCAAAACUUCGGUUGCAAAAUGUCGGUUGAAACGUCAAAUUUCUCCUUCUUACUAUUGGCACUACUACCUACAUUGGCACAGAUUAUUCAAAAUGGUAGUAUUAGUUAAACCUAAAGAAUUGUUCAUUGAGUUAUUAUUAUUAGUUUAACGUCUGUAGUGUGUCCUGUUCAUGUAUUCCUUGCAUUUUCACCAGUUAUAUUAUAAUUGCCGUAGCCAAACUGAUAGUUCAUAUUCGUAAGGUGGUUCUUUUAAAACCUUAUGCAUGCUAUUCUUGGUCGUAAAGAGAUAUUUCAGUGCUUGACAUUAUUCGCCAAAUUAAGCAGAAUCACCGAAGCGUAACGUAUAUAUAUAUGUUGAAGAUUGAAUAACACCGUUAAAUAAAACAGUUGUAGAUUUCAGAAAAUGAAGACAAUUCUAUAAGCUUCAAUUCAAACUGACCGUCUUUUCUCCCAAAGUAUUCUGUUCGCACGUUUAUGGGAAUUUAAGUGUGAAGAUUAAUACAACACACGACAAAACAUAUACGUAACAAGACGACGGGUAGGCAUUUACUUGGGCGGCUCUGGUAAGUGGGUUGACAUAGGCGGUUCGUGUUGACAGUAAAUAACACUGCACAUUUUGUGUGUUCAAAAUUAACAAAUUUAGUAGGCACCUGGCUACAUCCUCUACCCCAUUUCUCCUAAGAGGUGAGGUACUAAGGAUGAACCGGUCACUCAUAAAAACAUUGCUUACUCGCGUGACAUGUUUUUACCAAGAAAGUUCAAUGUUUGUCACCAGCACUUGGCAAGUUUUAAUCUGAUCAGCCAAUCACGUUCAACCAGCUCAAAUGUCAUCACAAGCAUUGGACCAAAUAUCGAUAAAAAAACAUUGAACCUAAUUUGUCGUAAAAACAUUGAACCAAAUCAUUAGAAAACACAAUGUUUCACCUGCGACCGUUCAUGAUCACUAACAAAACUUUAUUAUCCAAUGACUCAAACUGGCAAUGAGUGUGGUUAUAAAAACAUGGCAAUUUUAAGUUAAUAUACAGCAAUACAGCAGAUGAGUUAGUUGGCGUAUAAAUGUUAGGUGGCGUAGAAAUGUUAGCUGGCAUAGAAACGCAUUCGUUUAUUAUCCACAUUUUACUCUUUUGGGAAACGUUGGGUCGUGAAUGCAAUAAUAAAAUUCGACUAUAGGCUUUGUAUUCAUUUAUAAAACUAGAGUACCUAACGAAAACGUGACUUGUCGUCACCACUUGGACCAUCAGAUGUACAUGUAUUAGGGCCAAGACAAAGAUAUACAGGAAUUAGAGCCAAGACAAGAUAUAGAAGAUACAAAAACAUUCUUACCUAAAUAAAAGGAUGCUUAAUUUACAUAUAGUCCAUAAGGGUACUUUUAAACAAAGUUUAACUUUACUUUGUAUUCACCCUAUUCUUUGAAGAAAGACUUCAAAGACAGCACAUGCCACACGCCUCAUUAAAGCAUCAUGGCAAGUGUCAUGGAUGAAGAAUUGAAAACAUUGGAAAACAUGGCCAAAGCCUCAAAGCCUCGUGUCCCCGACGCGGGCGAAACACGCGAAGCAUCAUGCGGAACAAAACGCAACAUCAAAGAUUCUGAAAAACAAAGCGAUUUUAUGACUUGGUCGACCAUAGUCGCCCAAGUAAUUACAAACUACACGAAAAAUCUUCUGUCUUCUGAAAAAGCCAGUCGCAUACGAUUGCAAAUUUUGCGGAAAACUGCGGUUGCACAACCUCCCUUCGUUUUUCCGCAAACUAUGUCUAUAGUCCCUGAGCCAACUGCGCGAAGCGCAGGGCCUUUUCUGCACACAGGUACGGGUACAUUGAAUGGGGGGAGGGGGUGUAAGAGAAAUACUGCCUACUAAUUUCAAAUGCUAAUUGGCAUUUCUUUUCUCAAAAUUGUUGGCGAGCAAGCUGGGGGGAGGGGCUUCACGGUUCAACAUCACACAUUUGCCGGACAUUAUAAAUUUCAUUUUUGUUUGAGUUAACGUAGCAUUGUUUGUUUAAAUUUUAGUUACAGUUAUUAGAUUUUUUAUCAGUGUCCAUCAAAUGUUUUAGUUUCUUUCCUUCCUAUCAAACUGGGAUCAGAUAAUUUGCCGACUGCCUGACGAUUUGGGAUGCUUCAUACCCACAACCCCUUUUUAGCGCCGCCCGUGCCUGUGCUGAUUUUUAUGAGGGAAUGUCGAGAAUGUGAGAGGUUAUAAGAAAACAGGCAGAUGCAGCUUUUUCAACAAGGUUGACGUUUUACUAAUGAUCAAAAGGGCCCAGUUCAUCUGAAAAUCAUGCUUCAUUACUGGGGCAAGCAAAGGGCCUACUGGGGGUAUAUGCCGCAGUAAUUGCAUAUAGUUAAAAAAUGCCCUGGAAACGAGACCAUUAGCGAAGUCUAAAGUUCAUCACUGACUGCGGGCGUAGGUCACUGUGCGUGCUUCGGUGGGUGGUCAUCCUCACUGAUAUCAUAAUAUAGCGGCAUUAUAACGGCUGCAGGACGACAGCGAAAUUGAUUUGAUGAUUUCUUGCAAAUAUAUUUCAUUUUUGCAUGAUUUUGUAAAUUUCAAAACAUUUUUGAUAAAAUAAAAGCAAAACAAUUGCUAAACGAAGGAGUAAAAGUGCCGACGUUAACGAAGGUAAAUUUGUUUUAAAUAUUGAUGCAUUGUUUGCUUUUAAUAUACUACAUGUAAAUACUUUAAAAACCGAUCGUUGCGUAUAAAUAAGAAACAAGACAGCGUAUUAUUUCAGUGUUUCUUUAUUAAUUACCCUUUUUAUUAUAUUAUAUUAAGCAAAGUUAUUUGGCAUGGGAGAAUUUGAAAAACUAAGGGACCGGUCAUUAUUUAUGGUGGGGGGUGGCACCGAAGAAAAAUGUUUUUCGUGGCAAAAAUUUUGCUGACCCAACCAUUAAAAAGUAAAAAAUUUGAUUGCCCAACCUUGAAAAUCAAUUAAAAAAUAAAUACCCACCCAUGCAUGGCCAAAACUUUACAAAAGGAUACCAUUCAAUUGUCACACAUGUCUUUUACCCCUUCUGUGACAUGAGUUUGAUAACUGCUUGUGAAAUGUUCUGCAGUCUAAAGUUUCAUGUUGUCUGCACAUGUACUUUCUUUGGAGACAUCAUUUGUCUUCUGACAAAUCGGAAAAUAUCAAGAUAGUGAUUCUGGUAGAUUCACAGAUUGUAUUGACACAUGACUGUUGACAUUGCUUUUUAGUCUUCAAUAUUUUAGUAAGACAUGCUUUGGAAAUGACAACAUUUUUUUCUUACCCAACCCUUGAGUUUUUUUGUUUUUCAUUUACCCAACCUUUUACUAACUCAAAAUUUUGUUUAUCCAACCAUUUUCUCUUCGGUGCCACCCCCCACCAUAAAUAAUGACUGGUCCCUAAUCAGAAAUCUUUUGAAUUUGAACAAUAGAAAUUUCGGUUCGAUCGAAAAAUUUCGCCUAGUGGAAAACCGCCUUAAAGCAGUGAACUAUAUACAUGGAAGGCUGACUUCAGUCAUUGACGUAAUCAAAAAGUGAAGCCAAAGAUGGCGGAUUUUGAAGCCAUUCUUGCGCGUCAUUCUCAGUCCCCUUACCCGCGCGGCCAAACAUUUUUUGUAUUUUCAUGGCGGGAAGUGAUGGGUCCGCGAUUCUCGGGUUGUGUUUUUCUUCAUUUUAAAAGAGCAAAAAAGGAAAUAAACUUCAUUUAUUUCAUGUAAACCUGAUUUCCUUCAUCUACUCGAUCUGUCUACUGCAUUUUCCCACUGUAUGUGUGAGUAAAUCUGUAUUUUUUGUUGCGAAUUCAACAACUAAUUUCAAACUUUUUUGUUUUUUGAUAUAAAAUCUGUAUUUUUAUAAAUUGGCAAUUUAUUUUUGCUUUGGUUGUUUCGUUUUCUUGUUUCUAUGGUGCUUUUCAGUUUUCACACCAUUAUUUAGCUUAUUUUAGUCGGUUUUCCUGACCUAAAACUGCAGUUUUCGAGGCAGUUUUUAGCCAAUUUAAUUCCAUAUAUGUUAGAAAAUUUUGUUUUUUUAUUUUCUAUUUAAUAAAAUCACUUUGAUGUUUGCCUUAUAAACUUAAACUGUUCAUUUUAAUGAGUUAUUCAUGUGUGUGAAACUCUUGUCGAUAGGGGCAAUAAAGAUAUUUUGAAAGAUUGAGUGACUUUGUGUUUUGUUUUGUCACUCCUUGUCAUUUUACAAAAACAGCAAUCCCGCGCUAUUUUGCUUUCUUUUCACUCAAAUAUCACAUUUCCUAAAGAAAUAAUAAUUAAAAUUUAUAACCGAACCCAAACAAAAUACCAGAAUUCAACUUUUCAUUCAAAUUUCGUCUGUUUUUCACCAGAUUUUUACUCGGAAAGUAAAGAAAAAUAUAAAAGUUUUGUUGACCGCGCACGUAAGGGGACUGAGAAUGACGCGCAAGAAUGCCUUCAAAUUCCGCCAUGUUGGCUUCACUUUUUGAGCACGAGUCAGACUUCCAUGUUAUAUAGUUCAGUGCCUUAAAGGCGGUUUUCCACUAGGCGAAAUUUUUCGACCGAAUCGAAAUUUCUCUUUGUUUCAUGAGCUCUCGAGCAGAACUAAUUGUAAAAAGACAAAGAAAAAUUUCGUUUCGGUCGAAAAAUUCCGCCUCGUGGAAUCAGGCCUGAAGAGCAGUGCAUUUUUUUCGAAAUACAGUCCAAAAAAAUAAAAUACAGUACGAUACAGUGCAAAUUUCUUAAUUUUUCUUAAUUUUCUUAUUUUUUAUUUAUUUUUCAAAUUUCUUAAUUUUCUUGAUUUCUAAACGUGACUGCAUAACUUUUUCAUGUUAAUAACAAUAACUAACAAUUUCGAGUUUUCCCAACUUCCACGAGUGUUGAUAUAACUAUAUAUCAAUACGGAAAAAAUGUUUUAUAUUUGUUUUAUAAUAUAGCAAUGUCAAAAGCCCGAAGAAUAAGAACAAUUUCCGUGUUACAAGCAGCAGAAAAUUUCCCGUGUUGACAUGGAGUUAUAUCAACACGGCUCUUAGCCAAUCAGCGUUCAGAAUUUACAAAUGCCAUAUUAUAAAUUACAUUUAUAACUACAUUACAUUUUUCUUUAAAGACUCGAAGAAGAUGACAGAAAUGCAGCAAAACCAAGAGAACGUGAAACGAAAGAACUCAACCUAUUCGUUCACCCUGAAAACCCGAAUAUUCGUUUUUGGAUACUUACCAUGAGUAUUCACGACGCAACUUUCCCUUGUCUCGAAAUUGAGAAGUAUGACGCAUUUCUUAUUUUCACUGCUGGUUUUUUCAGUGAAAGGCAUAAGCAAUUUGCAGAAAUGAUUAAAUACAACAACCGGCCACUGUUUUUCAUUCGAAUUAUAAUCGAUUACGACCUUCCUAAAGAAGAGGACGAAAUAUUGACCGAACAGUUGCUGAAAGAUCUGAGACGUAGCCUGGCUGUAAAAUUACAGGACCUUCAUCUUGGUGAAGAUGAAAUCUAUCUUAUAAGUAAUCACCACCCAAACAAAUGGGAUUUUUUAAAACUUACGAAAGCAAUUGCAGAUGCUCUGCCGUCUUCUAAAAAAGAGUGUUUUAUCAAGAUUCCGAAGAUUCAAGAGUUAGUUGCCUCAGAAAAAUUUCAGGAUUUUAUUCAAGGUAUAAUACUGUAAUUGGUAUAACCAGUUUCAAUUUGGGAUCCCGAAUUGAAGAAUGAUUCAUAAGAACGAAUAUAACGAAUAUAAAAACUAUUAUUUAAUUUGUAUAUGUCUCGGAGCAACCAGCAACUCUUUUAAAAAAAUUGGAUCAUUGCCUUUUAUAACAAAGCCUAAAAAAACAAUAAUAAACUAAAGAGUAUAAUGCGACUUGCAUGGUCGUGACAGCAUUUCAAUUUUUAACUUUCUGACACGUUUCUCAAUCGCCACCAAAAAGCAUGUUUAGCGCUUUAUGUACUGUUUAAUAAACGAGCAGGAGUGUUUUAUACCAAAUAAAACACGACCUUAUUAAACGGCUUCAAACACGACUACAAAUUCAAUAGAUAUAUACUGCCUUAUUAGUAUUCUUUAUAUAAAGAAUACUAAUGAGGACACGACUACAAUAGAUACUGCCUCGAUCAUUAGUAUUCUUUAUAUAAAGAAUUCUAAUUAAGAGUGUUUUAUCAGGUUUAAAGCCACUGCACGUGACAUAUUAUGGUCGACAUGAUUUGCCAAUAAGCUUAUGAAUUAUUAAUGAUGUUUGAACUGUAAAAUAAUGCUAAAAUGAAGAGAUUUCAUAUGAUAUGGGGUCUUCACAACGUUCAAUACAUUUUCCUAAAAUUGCUGUAACGAUGACAUUGAUUUAAUCUUAUAGCACGAUUAUUUUGUUUCUCGACCAGCAGAUGUAUGAAAAGGUACCUUACUGCAUAAACUAGAAAAUAAAAUUCAAACAAAAUAAUUUUGGAAGGUAUUGUAUUUAUUGAAUUCAAUAUUGAAUUAAAUACAAAUUCAGAAAGAUAAUACAGGUUUUGAACGCUUUUCAUAACGACCAAUACGCGAGUUAGAAAAAAUGGCGGGCUCUUAAAACCAUUUUUGAGAACCUGAUGAUUCCAACGAAACAGCAAUGCAUAGAUCUAAUAUUUAAUCAUCUAGGGAUAGAAGCAAAAAACAAGAGUAUAAAAAGAUUCUUCGGUAACGUUCACGAAGUGGAACAGUCAUUCCUGAGAAGCGGAAUUGUGGGAGUACAGCGUGCAAUGAAAAAAAAGCUAGAGCGAUGGAAAGAGGUUACAAUUAACCUUGCCAUUGUUGGGAACUCUGGUGUUGGCAAAUCAAGCUUUAUCAAUACUAUAAGAGGGUAAGACUAUAAUAUAUUUCAGUUUUCGUGAGUUAAAUUUUAAAGUUAAUUAAAAUACUCGUCAAUAAUUAACGAAGAAAAUUCAAAUGAAAUGAAUAAUCAAUGUUUAAUCAAUGCUUGGAAAUCGGAUAAGAUUUGUACGGAAGCCGCGAAGGGACUUCAGACUUCGGACUUGAAGGGUCACUCAGCGGUGCAACGUGUCGGGCCUGUCGGCCAACAUGCGUAAUGCGACAUGCGCGAGGACAGAAACUUCAAAGCUUCCGACGUAUGUGGCCCUUCUGCAUGGGUUUUUAUUCUGCGCUUCAGACUUCAAACUUCGGACUUUAGACUUCGGACUUCAUACUUCAAAUUCAAAGACUUCAGACUUCAAACAUUGGUUCCGAGCUUCGCUAAUGGCCAACAUUGCUUUUGCAAAGCUGGCUAAUAUGCUAAUAUUUCAGGCACUUAUUGAAUCAAAGCUAUUCGAGCUAAAAGGAAACUGUUGGAAUAUGAAAAUACAGUUAUUUCAUUUAAGGUUGUCUCCAAGCAAAGCGCAAAAAAGGCUUGCUGCAUGGGAAUCGUUAAAAAAUUAAUUAAUUUCAUACUAUUAAAAAAAUAAAUAAAUGUUAUGAAUAAUAAUAAUAUGUUGUAAUAAAUUUACGUGAUAAAUUUGUAAGUAACAAAUUUACGUGAUAAAUUUAUGUAAGUAAUAAAUUUACGUGAUAAAUUUAAUAAAUUUACAGCAUAAAGUUAAUAAAUUUACUGCAGUAAUAAAUUUACGUGUUGUUUCCACAAACAAUAGUAUUACAUGUUUUAUCGUCUGCAAACCUACAAAGAAUUUACUGACACAUUCCAACAGUCUGCAUUUACAGUCUAAAUCAUUCUGACCAUUUUUGACUUUAGUAGUUGAAUAGCUUUCAAUGAAUAAGACAUAAGUGCUUUAAUUUAAAUAUUAGCCAGCUUUGCAAAAGCAAUGUUAGCUAUUAGCAAAGCUCGGAACCAAUGUUUGAAGUCUGAAGUCUAAGUCCCUUCACGGCUUCCGUAGAUUUGUCAUGAUUUACAUAAACUUCAGCUUUGAUUUUCUCGUCUUAAACAAUGUUUAUUUUAAUUAAAUUGCUGUGCUGAGUGGUUAUAUUACUACCUGAAAUAAACAAGCAGAAACUCGACGUUUCGAGCGAACUGUAGCCUGCGUAGCAGGCGUUUAGUGCGGGCGCGAGAAGAAAGGGCGUCGUUAAAUAAACGCUUGCCCAAAUGCCUCAAUCUCGUUCCCAGAGUAUGCCUGUUCGCGGGUUAGGUAGUGGCAUGACUCUACAGGGGAAAUCGAAUUUUUUUAUCCAAAAUAAGAUAAAUGAUGCAUGCGCUUUUAUUGCUUUUGUUUAUUCCGCUUACUAAAUUCGCGCGGGCACACGCUCACAAUCGAUAUUUGUUUUGAACAAGAUUCUCAUCAGAAUAUAGUGUACAAAAUGUUUUUUAUACGUUUGAAGGUGCUUUAAAUUGUACUACAAUUAAAUUAUAUUCAAUGGAAAAUACUGACAGAGCCAUGAAAGCUGUUCUAACGAAAAGAUGCUUGAAUAUUCGUUAAAAGACGAGACAUUCAAAUGUAUCUCGGCCAUUGUAAAAUGGUGAAGAUGUUUUGGUUGUUUUGCCAACAGGUUAUGGGCUUAUUGUGGCAAAUAUUAAAAUAUUUCAGCUGCUACCUGACGUGUACGACAUGUUACUUAGCGUAACUAACUUAAACUAAUUCUAUCGUGAUAGUCAUAUCUCCACAUCAAUGACCAAGGCAUUUCUGCAUGCAUAAUAGUAUGUCAAAGUAUGAUACAAGGCCAUUCUGUGUUACACUAUAUUAUGGUGAUGGCAGCGAUAUCAAAUUACCAUUGCAUCGACAUGAGAACCUGACGUAUAAACUGUUCUAUUUGCACCCAGAAAUGUGUGUCUAUGACAAGAAAAUUACAAGCUUUUUUCAACUGUAUACUGUAAACCUCUGAAUAUAAUGCUCACCUCAUUCCAAAUAUAAGCCCCCCUGAAUAUAAGUCCCCUGAAUAUAAGCCCCCUGAAUAUAAGCCCAGUAUCACACUAUGUUAUUUAACAUUGUCAUUGUCUUUUAAUAUAGCAGAGAACGAUAUUUGAAACACUGUCAUUGUCUUUAUAGCUUACUAUGUUAAUGGAAGUGUGUUAUUAAUACAUGUUUAUUUUCCUGUUUAUGACUGACUUGUUUAUUACUAACACAAUUGAUUGCCCAUGCAUAAGGCCCCCGUGCAUAUAAGCCCCCCCCUCUCUAAACCGAUCAAAAAUCGCUGACAAAAGAAUAUAAGCCCAGGGCUUAUAGUCAGAGGUUUACGGUAUUAUAUAUUUUAACAAUAAACACAUUAUUUUUUAUAUUAUACUACAUUAACAUUACACAUGGAGCACAUAUAAAGUCUUUAAAUGACAGUACAUUGUGUUUGUAAUUAUAAUUACUAUAAUUACUUGUGACGAAAGUAAGAAAUGAAGUGAACAAAUCCAUAUAUAUAAUUGGGUAUCUUCCAUUUGUUUUUCAUGCUUCACACUGUGUAUCUUUGAACAUUUAAUCAGCAACUAAUUAUAGGCAAGGAUGUAUUUACUAGCUCAUUUAUCCAUAUUACCUGCAGGUACAUAACAUGCAAUACAUCAACCUUGCAACUGCAAGCCAUGCUUUAGCCCCUGCAGUUGCCCCCUCUCCUGCAGCAUGUUUGGGAAGGGAGAGGAAGGAAUGGAGGUACUGUAAUUUCUAUAUUUAGCCCCCUUCUCUUCGAGCCCCUCUCCUGCAAUAACCCCCUUACUGUAUUUGGAUACAAAAAUCAAAAUAAAUAAGCCCCCCUCCUCUUAACCAUGCAGCCCUCAUUCAAUUAAUUCUUCAUAUCAUGAAAUAUAUUGCAUUUCUGUAGUAUUUUAAUAAAAUAUAAACAACGGUAACUCUGAAUAUGGACAUUUUUUAAUGGUAACCAGAUUUAUUGCAUAUAUUUAGAACAAGCGCCCCCUCAAUGAUGCUUAGGAAACAACAAUACCCAGGAGGCUUGAUACAGAAAUUAAAGUAGUUAUUUGAUUGAAACUGGUAGCUAUUUCAAUUCUACUGUAUCUCCUUUUAUAUAUAAUUGGAUUAAUUGCCAAUAGAUUAAUUGCCAAUAUAUUCACAUAGUAUAAUAGUUUGGAAAUGGAAUCAAUACUUGUAUAUUUUUAGCAAAUGAGCAUUGUUAUAGAUCAACAAUGACUCUUAUUGCUAUAAACAACAUUGUUUCACAUAGCAAUAGACAAGGAAACAUCUGUAUUUAGAUUCACUACAUCCAGACACACUAAUUCACUAUAUCCAAACACAAAUUGAUGCAAAAAUUGUUUCAGGUUUGGCUUAGUUAUAGCCUUACCUCGGGCUAUUCCAUUUAAUAUCCGUACCCCUUCGGGGGGUAAAAGGUUUUGAGUUUGGAAUUCUUCAGGGGGAAACCAUGAAAACCGUGUAUCCUCGACAGGGGGUGCAUGUACGGAUAUUAAAUGGAAUAGCCCAUCAUGCUGUCAAGUGGCAAUCACUUACAAAGCAAGUCUAUAACCAAAUGUUUUACAACCUGAGGAACUUCUUAAAUCUUAUUAUUCUAUAAUUUAUACAGAUGCUACAAAAACACCUGGCAUCUUAAAUGUAUAUCGAUAACUCCAUUUACAAAAGCACAAAGACCACGGGCUACAACAUGUCGAGUGUUGACCAUAAUGUACUGUAUUGUAAGCUUCACGUUUUUAACACAAGCAAAAGCUGUCACUCCAACGUCCUGGCAACAAUAUGUCAAUUUAACAAAACAACGACGUGUGCGAUGAUUUCAUUUAGCCAAUUCUUUCAUGGUUAUAAUGAAUAUACUCGUACUGUAGAUCGAUAAAAAGUCAUUCAUAAAUACCAUGCCAUUUUUGUAAGUAUAUACCCGACGUCCCAAUACUUUUUCAUACGAUUAAUAUUAUAUCCUUCGAUUUAUAUUGUUUGAUUUCGCAUUCCAAAUCUGAUAAACAUUGAUAAUUCUCUCUUCGCGGAUGUCCACGCGUAAUUCUCGCAAAAAACACGCAUUAAUUGUGUCGGCAGCAUUGACGAUCGCGGCAGCCAAUCAAAUAACGAUUUCAAUUCGAUUUCUCCACAGUCAUUCCACUACCUAACCCGCGAAAGGCAUACUCUGGGAACGAGAUUGCAAAUGCCUAUGAUUAAUUUGUUCUUCUCCGAAGAAUCUUCGGAAAAGCUUCCCAUUGGUUAAUCUCGUUAACGGAAGUAAUUGCGUAACUCAAAUGUCAACAAUAAUUUUGCUCGCGUUUAUAGUCGCGUAUCAAAAAUAUGCCGCCUGUUAAUACUUUCGAGGAAACUUUCUUAUAUUUCAAGUAAUUAGGCUUCGAAAUUCAGUUAAAUCAGAACAGAGAAAGUAUAUUAUUAAUUUGCUACGUGGUGAAGACGCCGGUUAUCGCGAUUCUUCCCAAGGAAUACGGAAAAGUUUGAUCUUUCAAUUAUACAUUUUAAAUAUAUCUUGAAUAUUUCUUUAAUAUAGUUGUCUUGUUAUCUGCUCACUUUAAAGUAUAAUUCAAGUCCAGAUAGUUGAGGCUAUAUCACUUGGCAUUGCAGCUAUGAGGUUGGAUGAUGAUUUGAAGAAUAACAUUUCAAAACAUGCUCAAAUGUUAUAUUUGCUAUACGGCAGAAUACGUUAAACAACCGUGGUUCAGGAGUCUUUUAAAAGAUAAAAGCUCUGUGCACGUUGUGACUUAUUGUUGUCUAAAAUAGCUUCAAAAACUCAUUAAUAAUUCAUGACGAAAACAGAAAGAAAAAUCAUAAACGUGUCGUAUCCUUGAUAAUUAUGUGCUAGAGAUUUCCCUUGAUUUACAUGAAUUUUAAUGAUUUUCUCUACAUAUACAGACCGAAUUUUUUAAAAGCUACUUCGCCAAUGAACGUAUACUAGAUCGAUCGUUUCUGAAGCAAUUUAAAACAUUCGCAGUGCGUGUUUUAUCAGACCAUCUUUAUAUCUGAUAAAACACUGCUGCUUGUGUUUUAAAUAGUGCAUAUAAAAAUCUCUGCAAAUCUCCGUAGUUGCCCAAGGGAGCACAGCAGUAUUGUUUUCGAGACUUUCGUACCUGUAUAUGGCUGUAAAAUCUCUGAAUAGGUAGCCUUUGUCUUCUUUGGUUCGCUAAUUUGCAUAUAAACACUAAAACACUGUAUUUAAAUUCGUAAACAAGCCAACAAUUUCUUUAUAUUUUCGUAUUUUUACAUGGUCGUCCGCUGUACAUUGUAUCGCAUGUAACGGUUUUGUAAAUACGCGCGAAACUUACAAUAAGAAAUAGAGGGGGGUGAAACUGUGGGCACGUGAUCAAUAUUAACCAAUAACAUUUCGGGAUUUGAGAACCGCUUUCUCCAAGGUUUGUAGCAAAACCAAAUGCUUACAAUCAGAUUAGAGUCGACUGUAAAAGCCUACCAAAAACUGAUUUGUUCACAAUUCGUAAACAUUUCAACUCUGAUUUCUUUUUAAAUGUAUUAUAUCAUGCUUCUACUUCGAGAAUAUUGCCCAAGGCAUGUUUGAGAGUGGUAAUAAUAUAAAUUUUGUCAUUAUUUAUCAAACUGUGAAUUGCGAUUUUUACGUAUAACGUAUUAAACACCGAAAUAUUCCCGUUUUAGUUUAUUGUAUGCUGGUUUUAUAUGGAUAAUUUCACAUUAGAAUAUUUGAAAAUGGCUUUAAUGUUAUAAAAUAACACAAAAUAUAACAAAAUCAUGACGAAAUGUCGAAAAUGUUUAGCCUGUUUAGUAUAUUAAUGUACUGAAAUAUGAUUUAAAAAAGACAAAUAUAUGGCAUACUAUACGAUCAACCACAGUUUGGAUUAACUAUGGAUCAACUCACGUUAAAAACAUGUGAACUGAAGCCAAGAUUGCAUAAUUCCAUAAUUAUAUCUCGCAGUGGCCUGUGCCUAGCAACGGUUGCUGUGCCUAGCAAUUUGCUACAGCGUCUGUCGAAAGAUUUUACCGGAUGUGCCCACAGUUUCACUCCCCUCCAUUUCUCAUUGUAAGUUUCGCGCGUAUUUACAAAACCGUUGCAUGCGAUACAAUGUACAGCGGACGACCAUGUAAAAAUACGAAAAUAUAAAGAAAUUGUUGGCUUGUUUACGAAUUUAAGUAGUGUUUUAGUGUUUAUAUGCAAAUUAGCGAAUCAAAGAAGACAAAGACUACCUAUUCAGAGAUUUUACAGCCAUAUACAGGUACGAAAGUCUCGAAAACAAUACUGCUGUGCUCCCUUGAGUUGCCGAGCAAAAAGCAUGCAUGAUGCUAAAUAUAAAUCUCGACUAUGAUUGGAUAAUGGGUGAAGGUGCUAAUUACAAAACGCCAAUCAUCCUUAAUGGGCGAAAACAAAUUUGUCAUAGCCAUUUGGGCAGGCGUUUCCUCUGUACCCGCCCGUCAGCUAAACGCCUGCUACGCAGGCUAAGCGAACUGCGAAGGCCCUUCGUCAAGAACUCUUGACGAAGGGCCUUUGCUCGAAACGUCGAGUUUCUGCUUGUUUAUCACUAGUUUAUCACCCUUGUCUUUUACAUUCUUUAUUUUAACAAACUAAGAAAAUCCUACUUUACAAACUUGCGAGUUGCGCCACAUUUUAUUUAUUUAUGUACGUAACCACGCACAUAAAUAAAUACAUGUAUUGCAUUUAUCUAAAGUCACGUGACCACGAAUCAGCCAAUCACGUUUAGUUUCAGCACCAGCUAUAUAACAAAAUUGGUUAUUAUAAAUUUCUAAAUAUAAAUAAUAAACAUCUUGGUUUUUACCAAUUUACCAUAUGAGAAAUCUAUAAUAACCAAUAAUGGUAGAAGUUCAGUGUUUAGAUUGACAGUAUACACACGGUAAAUUUAAAUUUUUUCUGUGCGUCUUAUUCGUAUUAGCAACACACAGUAAUAAAGACACUCAAAGCAGAGUUGCCUACAAAAGUAAAUGCGCUGUAUAAAACCUCUUGAUUUUAUUAAAUCAGGUUGGAGGAUAAUGACCCAUUAGCAGCAGAGACAGGUAUAGAGGAAAAAACACAAGCACCAACCCCCUUCUAUCAUCCUACGUACCAGAACGUCUGCUUCUGGGACCUACCAGGCAUUGGAACACCAACGCUGCCCGAUAUUGAAACGUUCUGUAAAAAGUUUGCCAUCGAAAAGUACGAUACUUUUCUUAUAAUGAGCGCAACUAGGUUCACGGAAUACGAUCUCCAGCUAGCAAUGAAGAUCCAAUCCAUGGAGAAGUCGUUUUUCUUCAUUCGCACAAAGAUCGAUAACGACAAAAAAGCAGAGAAACGAAAGCUGAAGAAAGAAUUCAACGAAGAAGAGAUGCUGAAAACACUCAGAAAUGGCUGUGUAGAAAAUUUACAAAACUUCAAUUUUGGUGAAGAUAAGAUUUUCCUGAUUAGUAAUUGGGCUCCAACGAAGUGGGAUUUCGAUCGUUUAAAGUUGGCAAUCUUGGAUCAGUUGCCGUCCAAGCAGAAGGAGUUAUUAACCUUUUCCCUGUGCACCUGCUCGAAAACGUUAUUGAAAGAAAAGAUACAACUUCUCAGAGGUAUGUGUAAUUAUCUGAUGUUUACCCCCAAAAGAAAAUAUUGCUUAUCAAGCGGGUUCACAUCGAUUAUCUAUUGAAGAAACCCUGUGACAACUUCUUCAUUAUUAGUUUAUACGUAUCCAAUGGUGAUAAAGUUUACUGUUCAUAACGUGAAAAAAAUACGCUGUCAACCUCAUCCAACGACAUGGUAUACUGACAACAUUCGUUAUUCACAUUCGGCAAAACCUGAAAUCAACAAUUCAAUUAACCAUAGAGAUUAUAAAUAACCCUAUAGAGGCAUCGCAAUCUUGACAUCAGGUGGGGCAAAUUCAAGUCCGGAUGUGUACUCAUGUUGCCAUUGGUGAGCAGUUUCAAUUUAGCCACAGAAAGCAUGAUUUUAUGUCCGGGACCUAAAUUCCCAUUAGCCAAGUUCCCAAAUUUUAACCUCGAUGCCUCCUCUAGUGUUAUUUAUAAUCUCUAUGGAUUAAUCAUUGUGUGUAAACGUACCUAAAGGAUGUCUAUUUUUCAUAACCCCCGCCCCGACUACAUAGAGCGUCUUGUAAAUAAUUCUUCAAUUCUUAUAAACGCUUAUUUUUCAGGCAGGGUAUGGAUGACUGCAACUGCAUCAGUUGCAAGCAAAUUUGGCUUAGCGCCUUCACUUCGUGUUGAUGAGAAAUUGAUUACAAGCAAAAUCAAAUUCUACAGAUCGCAACUUGAGUUUCCUGAAAACAAUUCCGAAGAAUUUAAGAUGUUGACUGAAAACCUACAGAAAAGAGUGGAAAAAUUUUACCUGAAGCCUGACCAGCCUGUUUUGUCAUGGUUAAAGUCGUUUGAUGAAGGUAAUGCGUACGACAUAAAAAUGUACGGGCCAUUUAUGGUCACUAAUAAGCCGUUCAAGUUUGUACAUAAAUUUCUGAAUUUGGUCUUGGACGACAUGGAAGAAACAGCGUUGGAAAUUUUUGAUGAAGCGACUACAAGAGAACAGGAUGACGUUGACUCGGACGAAAGUGAAUGA